This is a messenger RNA of Tetrapisispora phaffii CBS 4417, 3216 nucleotides long. RefSeq names its product arrestin C-terminal domain-containing protein. NCBI's taxonomy places the organism in Eukaryota, Fungi, Ascomycota, Saccharomycetes, Saccharomycetales, Saccharomycetaceae. The transcript has a single exon. Gene Ontology annotation, cellular component: cytoplasm; plasma membrane; cytosol. Gene Ontology annotation, molecular function: ubiquitin protein ligase binding; protein-macromolecule adaptor activity. Gene Ontology annotation, biological process: ubiquitin-dependent endocytosis. The record is from RefSeq and is a predicted model, not a curated record. The coding region runs from base 1 to 3216 and encodes 1071 amino acids.
AUGUCUCUCAACGCAACUGAUAAAUCUGAAACGAGGUCAGGCCAUCAUAUAAAAAGUGAUAAAAGAUCACCGUCAAUGAAAGUAGCACUAUCCGCUUUCAUGGGUAGUUCUGCAAAUUCAAGUACGACUUCAUUACAUUCGCAUGCACAUUCAAGCAAAAAUUCUGGGAUAGCAAGCACAUAUUCGAAUGCUUCACUCCCAGUGGCUAGAAGAAAUUCAGCUCAUCAUUUUCCAGUGAGAAAAACUAGUAAUAGUAGCUCACAUAGUCAUAAUAAUAACAAAACAAGUCAAGCCCCUUUAAAUCAUCCGCAAUUAAAUAACGAUAGUUCUGCUGAUUUGGGAAACACCAGAAGACAUAGUAUUGCAGUUUUCUCACCAUCACCAAAUGGUAAGUCUACAAAUCCAUUUAGACAGAGUAGUUCCUCUGAUAGUCAUUCUAUAACUUUGACCCCAGUGCAUUCGCCAGCUUCUACUAGGCCUGUAUCAGCAAAUACCGAUUCAGCCUUGUUAUCAAAAUUAGGCAAAACAUAUCUAAGGGAUUAUUUGAAGGCAAGAGGUUUGUUAGAGAAGAAAUUGAUAUUCACAGGUGAUAAUAUUAAGAUUUCAGUGGCCGAUAGUGGUAGUACAAUGUUUUUAGCUUCAAAUCCUCGCAGAAGUGAUGCAUAUUAUGCCAGAAUGAAUGGGUAUGCAGAUUCAGAUGCCGCCGAUGAUCCAUAUUUAUCAAGAAAUGACACCACUCUUCGAAACCCAGCUUCAAGUGCAAGCUCAGGAGACCGCUUAAACAGAUCAAGAGCAUCAAGCAGUGCAUCUGGAAGGCAGUCCAUAAAUUCAAGAAGUAAUUCAUCAACUGAUUCCGAUGAGACCGUUCACCCAUAUAACGUGGCCAUUAUUGUAACUGUUAAACAGAGUACACAAUUGAAAGAUAUUGAAGCAAAUUUGUUCUCAAGAAUAAGGGUUUUUUGGAAAGAAGGUGUUCCUCCAACGAAAUCUUUCAAAGAGGAAGUAUAUAAUUAUGGUAGUAUAAAAUGGACAUUGAAUUGCAAGAACUACGAUCUAUAUAUCCCAUGUAAGGUCUCCUCGAAAGAUAAAAUUGUGAACAAUAAUAUCAAAGAAAGAAAAUUGGAAAUAUUCAGGAAUAUACCAGAUAAAGAUAGGAUUUAUGCAGAUGCUAGUCAUUCAAAAGAAGCAAUAUUUGACCGACUAUCCAAAACAGAAACAAAAAAAUUUCAUUCGGGCACUUACGUUUUCAUGUUACCUGUCGCAUUUUCUGAUAAUGUUCCUGAAUCAUUAUAUUACCCAUCUGCUCGUAUUGGAUACCGUGUUUCUAUUGCUACUAAGAUAGAAAAAACUAAAAAAGAUCAUUUAUCUUCGAAAGAUUCUCAUCGUCUAUAUUCAGGAACAUCAACAGGCAGUAAAGAUUCCUUGAAGGAAAUUGGAGAUAUUCAGCCGGGUGUUAAGCAUAGCAGCUCUACCUCUUUAUUUAAGAAAGUGAAGAGCUCUUUAAGCAUAGCAAAUGACACUGUUGAACACAGUAAAGAAAAUCAUUCCGCAAAUAAAAUUUAUGUUGAAUAUCCAUUAACUAUUAUCCGUACUCCUCCUCCUAGUUCUACAACGACUGCAAAUAGAUCAAUUUAUGUUAAUAGAACUUGGUCAGAUGCAUUAGGUUAUGAAAUCUCGUUUGGUCAAAAAUAUAUACCACUUGGCAGCAAGGUACCUAUAAAGUUAAAAAUAUCACCAUUAACUAAAGACAUCAAACUUCAUAGAGUUAGAGUUAAUCUUUUAGAAAAGGUAUCCUUUGUCAGCAAGAACUAUGAAUAUGAAUUUGAUCAAAUUGAUGUAAUUUCAAAAGAUCCAUACAGCCCAUACUAUAAAAACUUUCAGGCAAUGAGAAGAAAAUGUCGCAGUCUAUCACUCCUAGAAAUUAGGACAAAAGAAAAAGGUGGACAUGCAUUGAGGGAAGAAAUAGUUGAAAAUUGUUUCGCUGGUAAUUUAUUAGCUUAUGACUCAAUUAAAGAUUAUUCAAAAAAGACUGAUAAGGAGAGACCCGAAAUUGGAAUUAAUGAACCUAUUGUGAUUGAAACCAAUAUUGAAUUUCCAAAAUUUGUGGAUCUGGAUAAAAAAGGAACUAGAAAUAUACCACCAUAUGGCGUUGACAGUUAUGUUUCUGUAAACAGUACAGAUAGCGAUGAUGUAAAACAGCCUUUAAACAAAAGACAUUCAAGUAUUCGUGGUUUUUUUACUACUGCGCACUCUUCAACUGAAUUAAAACCAGAAGUGAAUCAUACCACCGAUCCUAGAUUACUUGAAACCAAGAUCUUAACAAACUCCGGUAAAGAUAUUAAAUUAAAUACCAGCGUGCAUAUGGCAAAACGUGGUUUAUAUGUCGAUAGUUACAAUUGUGCUAAUAUCAGUUGUAAACAUAAAUUGGAAAUUAUGUUUAGAGUUAGCAAAAAAGAUGAUGUCAAUCCUACUAAAAUAAGAAAUUAUGAAGUUGUAUUAGACAUACCUGUCAUAAUCGUCUCAGAUAAAUGUGUUGUGGAGAGCAUGGAGUUACCUACUUAUUCUAUGGCUAUAAUGGAUAAUCCUCAUUCAGAUCUAGCUUCUACUACUAAAAAUGCCGUAGAUGAUGUUUUUCCUCCAAGUUUUGAAGAAGUGUUUUCUGUUCCUGCAUCUCCAUUGGGUUCGCCUUUCGCUUCGCCAACAAAUUCUCCAAGAAUGAGAGCAAUGUUUUCUAAUGAUGACCUUUCUGACCAUUUAUCAUUAUCUAAGGAUGUUUCAUCACUGAAUCUCAACAGAACUGGUGAGUUUGUCUCAACUAAUCCUUUCCAUUUGAAUUAUUCCAGUAAUACAGAUAUUGCAUCUAUGGUAAAGUCGUCCCAACAAUUCACCACUUUUGAUAAUCUGGAUGACCUUCUAGGAAGUCCUAAAAAGGAUGGCAUUGAUGAAAAUUUAGUUAAAAGCGGUGACAGUGAUAGCUUAGUCGCAAUAGAUGUUCCUUAUUGUUUGUAUAGUCCGGACAAGAAAAAGAAAUUAACGAUAAAUGAAAGUCAACCUGAAGGUCUUUUCAAAAGUGAUUACAGUUUUAAGCCUAAAGGUUCAAAUCACAGUCUAAGUGGUAGUGAUGAGAUUUAUCAUGAAGUGCUGGGGCCUGAUUUAAAGAAAUCGUUCACAAAAUCUGAUCCGCCUACUUAUGACGAUAUUGUAAGCAACAGGUGA